AAAAUGCGAUCUGUACGUACAUCAUCAAAUUGGCUAAUCACAUUUUUCUCAGUAAAAUGUAGCUUCACUUGCCAACCGAAGAACUAAUGUGAGGACUUUUACACUUUGAAGAAAAAUUGAUUGAUGUACCAGAAAGGAACAAUUUAUUUGACCACUCAGUGCAAAGAUGGCCAUUUUCUUUGACCAUCGAGUCCAGUCAGGGUCAUCUAGCCAUGUAGACAUUGCAUGGCAUAAUGAGCAACCUUUACUGGCUGUGGCCAUGAGAGGACAGCAGGGGGAAGGAGGUGUUGUUCAUGUUUUCAAUGAAGAGGGCGAGCCACUUCCAGUGGCGAGCCUCCAGCGCUCAUGCUAUUCCACCUCGCUGGCCUGGCACCCCACCCAUCCGUCGGUGGCCGUGGGCUGGGAGAGCGGAGAGAUUCUGAUCUGGAACGAGCAGGAUCAGCAGCUCCAGGAAGCCAGUAAGCUGCACAAGGCCCAGGUUUGCCUGCUCCAGUGGAGCGCCAGUGGUCAGCGCUUGCUCUCAGGAGAUAAGGAAGGGAGGUUGAUCAUGUGGAAGAGUGAUGGGAAGGGGCAUCUCUCCAACAGCCCUAUCAGUCAGCUGCCGUCCCAACAGACCCCCACUCAGUGCCUCUUUCCCCAUGGUGGACCAGGACAGGAAUCAGGGAAUCGGAGUGGAAGUGUACCAUGGAAUAACAGUAUCUUCAGCAAGCCUUCUUCAAACAGUCUCAUAGGGGAUGGUAAUGCCUGCUUUGUAGGGGGAGAGGAAGGACACAUUGUCUUUAUGGAUGACAAGGGCAAUAUGUCCCAGGCGGUGACGGUAGAAGGCCCCAUCAAGAAACUGCUGUACAAUAGCCACAGGAAUGUCAUGGUGGUGGUCACCAGAUCAAUGGCUCUCUCACAAUACAGUGUGUCACAGGAUGGCAAGCUUACAGAGAUGAUGAAGGUGAAGCUGAGUGGCAAGCCCAAUGAUAGUGACUGUGACAUGGUUUGGGCUGGUAAGGGUAUUCUAGCUACUGCAUCUGGAGAGUCAUUAGUCAGGAUGUGGGAUCUUGAUAAGGAUGAUAACUAUGUUCUUGCUCUGGAUAAGAAUGUAGGCUUUGAGAUGGGUGAAAAUAUCACUUGUGUUGCAUUCUCUUCAAAAAAGGGUAUACUGGCAGGAGGUACAGACAGAGGCCGGGUAGCCAUGUGGCGCUAUUCCCCUGUUCCAGGUGUCUUGGGGCGUAGACAGGAGGGGGAGACCAAGUGGAAGCUGCAGGCCCCCUGUAACCUUGAGGGGCAGCUGGGGCAGAUCAAGUGGGGGUCCAGGAGGGAUCUUCUGGCUACCAAUAGCUUUGCUGGGGUGGUGAUCCUCAAUGAACACAUCAUGAGUGCCAGUAUGAAGGAUCAGGUUGCAGUAGUCCAGGCUGGACCCAGUGCUCUCUCAGUGGAUGUCUUUCCUAAUGGCUCUCAUCAUGAUAUCAAGACAGACAUACAUAUCAAGGGCAUAUGCAACACGAAGGACCAUGUUGCUGUAUGGAACGGCAAGCAGGCAGUAGUCUAUGAGGUCAGCCAAACCAUCAGGGCAACAGGGACCUUCUCAACUGACUCCAAGAUGGUUCGUAUCCAUGAGCAAAAUGCCUAUACCACGGAACCAGGAAAGAUACAAGUCAGGACAUUCCAGGGCACUGUGAAGCAGCUCAUCUCCAUGAAUGAGAAUGAAGGGGAGCCCUGUACCAUGGAUAUGAUGGGGAAUUACCUAGUUGUUGGAACUUCAGGAGGAUUUGUGAAGAUGUAUGAUGUGUCAAGGAGAGAGGCUAAGCCUCACAAUGCUCCGAAGAACUUGAUGGAUGUUAUACCAGGCAUGGGAAGCAUUCUCAUGGCUAAGGCUAACUGUAACAGUACAAAGCUGGCCAUCAUCAUCUCCAAGAGUGAUGGCACCACUGACCCCAAACUCUAUGUGUGGGACCCUGAUCUGGACACCUUGGGUUUCUUUGACCUCAAGACAGGUCAUGGUGACCAGGAGGAUGAGCCUCUUAGCAAGGAUGAUGACAUCACCGAUGCAGAAAGGGGUCGUGAGGAAGCCGCCCAGGACGUAGCAGGCCGUUACCCCACCAAUAUCUUCUGGGAUGCCCACGAACCCAAGCUCUUGGUAUGCGAGGCUAAGCUGUCCCAAAAUGAGGAGACCAGUACUACCCCUAGGAAGGCAGCUUCCCUUCUUAGCACCAUAGUCAAUACACAGCCUGAGAUGAUGGUGGUAUCUCUCUUCACAACCUUGGAGCAUGGUGUGGUUCUCCAGGAUAGCUUUGGGCACAUCCAAGGUACCUUACUGGGUGUAGAAGUACCCUACUUCUACUUCAUCAAGAAGGCUGGGGAAGGGAAAGCAAAGAAAGGAGUAUUACCUGGGGAGAAGAUGGAUGACCCGGGACCAAUCUCCUCAUCUUCGCUGGUUGCUAGGCAGGUGAUGAGGAACUUUGCUGGCCUGGAGGAUGCAGAUAAGAGCGCCAGGGAUGCAAUGAUGAACUUUAGCUACUACCUGACCAUUGGGAAUAUGGAUGAAGCCUUCAAAGCCAUCAAACUCAUCAAGAGUGAAUCUGUAUGGGAGAACAUGGCAAAGAUGUGCGUGAAGACCAGACGGCUGGACGUGGCCCGAGUGUGUCUUGGUAACAUGGGCCAUGCCAGGGGUGCCCGAGCCCUCAGAGAGGCAGAGAAUGAACCUGAGCUAGAUGCCAGGGUGGCCAUGCUUGCAGUUCAGCUUGGUCUACUUGAGGAUGCUGAGAGACUGUAUAAGAACUGUGGACGCUACGACCUUCUUAAUGCAUUCUAUCAGGCUAGUGGACAGUGGGGAAAGGCCAUGGAGACAGCUGAGCUGAAUGAUCGCAUCCAUUUGAGGACCACUUACUACCACUAUGCCAAGCAUCUUGAAGCAAAGGGAGACAUCAAUGGAGCUAUUCCAAACUAUGAGAAGUCUGAUACCCAUCGCUUUGAGGUUCCCAGAAUGCUGUUUGAUGAGCCACAGGCCUUAGAGGCGUACAUUAUGAAGACAAAAGACAGAGCCCUGAGGAAGUGGUGGGCACAGUACAUGGAGAGUACUGGAGAGAUGGAGACAGCCUUGCAGUUCUAUGAGGCAGCCCAGGACUACCUGUCCCUAGUCAGGGUCUACUGCUACUGUGGUAAUCUAGAUAAGGCUGCCGAGAUUGCAAAUGAAACAGGUGAUAGAGCAGCAUGUUACCAUCUAGCAAGACAGCAUGAAAAUCAGGAUAACAUCAAAGAAUCCAUCCAUUUCUUCACCAGAGCCCAGGCAUACAGCCAAGCUAUCAGGUUAUGUAAGGAACAUGAUAUGGAAGACCAACUGAUGAACCUAGCUUUGAUGAGCAGCAAGGAAGACAUGAUAGAAGCAGCCCGAUACUAUGAACAGAACCCCAACACUCAUGAUAAAGCUGUCAUGCUGUUCCACAAGGGUGGACAUUUCUCUAAGGCUCUUGAGCUUGCCUUUGAGAGCCAGCAAUUCGGCGCCCUACAGCUCAUCUCUGAGGACCUGGAUGAAAGAACAGACCCUGUGCUACUCAACCGAUGUGCCCAGUUCUUCAUGGAGCACGGCCAGUAUAACAAAGCUGUUGAUCUACUGGUUGUCGCUGGAAAGUAUUUUGAGGCCUUGGAGCUGUGCCAGGACCACAAUGUGAGCAUCACAGAGCGCCUUGCUGAGAAGAUGACCCUCUCCAAGGAUGAUAGCCAGGGUGACAUGAGGCUGAAGCUCCUAGAGAAGGUUGCUGACCUCUGCUUCCUCCAGGGCUCCUACCACCUGGCAACAAAGAAGUACACUCAGGCUGGCAACAAGGUCAAGGCCAUGCGAGCGCUCCUCAAAUCUGGCGACACCGAAAAAAUCAUCUUCUUUGCGGGUGUGUCCCGUCAGAAGGAGAUCUAUGUGAUGGCAGCCAACUAUCUCCAAUCCCUGGACUGGCGGAAGGAUCCAGAGAUCAUGAAGAACAUCAUUGGUUUCUACACCAAAGGCAGAGCUCUUGACUCCCUGGCUGGCUUCUAUGAUGCCUGUGCACAAGUUGAGAUUGACGAGUAUCAGAACUAUGACAAGGCCCUUGGAGCUUUGACAGAGGCUUACAAGUGUCUGAGCAAGGCUAAAGUCAAGAACCAGACACAGAUAGAGGACAAACUUGGAGCCCUCAAGCAUCGUAUUAGUCUGGUCAAGAAGUUUGUCCAAGCAAGAAGAGCUUAUGAUGAGGAACCUGAGGAAUCAAUGCGACAGUGCCAAGUCCUCCUUGAAGAGUCUGAACUAGACAGUGCUGUCCGGAUCGGUGAUGUCUAUGGAAUGAUGGUUGAACACUAUGCUAGACAGGAGAACUAUAAGAAGGCCUAUGCAUUUAUGGAAGAGAUGCGAUCAAGGAUAGCCACUGUCAACAUGGCCUACUACAUCAACAUCCGCACGAUUGAGGCAGUGCACCAAGCACUGGACAUACCCCUUGGGCGGGGUACAGGGGCAGAGAAGAAGGGUAUGGUGAUGGGCAAUGAUCUAGGACAGGAUGAGGAUGAUGGAGAGGAGGUGGAGGAAGAGGUGCAGGAGGAUUAUAAUGAGGAUGAGGCUUACUGCUGAUGUUGAUAUUAAUCAAUUAGUUGGAUUACUGUAUAAGUAGUUAUUUUUGUGAUUCUCACUAAAUACUUUUUGAUGGCAAAUUUAACACGCAAAAAUAUUUCCAGCAAGUAAUGUCACAUGUUGAAUUCACUUUCCUGUUGCUUGUCGCACACGGCGUUUAUACAUAGUAGCACGAGCUUUCAUCUGGUCGUAGGGCGCAGCCUGCGACCACUCUUUAAUAGAUUAUUUUCAUUUAUUUCUUUAAAAAUUCAUUCUUAUAUCAUGAUGAUUGUGAUAAUCAUUAGUGAGUUUAUGAUCCACGGAAAUAAAAUAAUAAUUAUUGUAAAGAAUAUAAUUUUUAGUGGUUGUGGCUUUACGCAAAUUGAUCUCCUCACAAAUUUGUCCUUGAAACCCCUGAUCCAAGCCAUUAUCUUUUUCAUACAUACAUGAUGUAGGCAUGUAUACUACGGUUAAACCUGUGUCUGAAGAUGGCUCAGUAGUGACUAGAAAUCCAAGAGAUUAGGGAAAUAAAAAAUGUUAUUCUUGGUUCUUCAAGGUCAGGGGUCAUCAGACUAAAUAUCUUAUGUUGAAAUGCUCUUGUUUCAAAUUCUCUGUGUAGGAAUCAAAAGCAACAACUCUUUACGUGUACCUUCUUAUAAUAAUCAACCAGUAAUAUACAUGCCUGUUUACAUAUGUUUUGGUACAUUAUUGCUGAAUGAAAGGGAUGAUAUUUCUGAUUUUCAGAAUACUAUGGUGCCUGAUUUGAUGAUAGAACAGGCUGUUUUCACUCUGAUGAUAUAAAAUUACUUUUAUAAGGGUUUUCUACUAGAUUGCUUUUGUUUUGUCAUUCAAGAAUUAAAUUUCACCUUUUUCCUUCUCUAUUCAAAAUUAA
Messenger RNA from Strongylocentrotus purpuratus (purple sea urchin), 5453 nucleotides. RefSeq names its product intraflagellar transport protein 140 homolog (gene ift140). The record is from RefSeq and is a predicted model, not a curated record. Gene Ontology annotation, cellular component: intraciliary transport particle A; axoneme; ciliary basal body. Gene Ontology annotation, biological process: intraciliary retrograde transport. Gene Ontology annotation, molecular function: protein binding. The coding region runs from base 167 to 4582 and encodes 1471 amino acids. NCBI's taxonomy places the organism in Eukaryota, Metazoa, Echinodermata, Echinoidea, Camarodonta, Strongylocentrotidae. The transcript is spliced from 33 exons.